Messenger RNA from Podarcis muralis (Common wall lizard), 3659 nucleotides. The record is from RefSeq and is a predicted model, not a curated record. Lineage: Eukaryota; Metazoa; Chordata; Lepidosauria; Squamata; Lacertidae.
CCCGAAAACGCGCCUGAGGCCUGGAAGCGGAGCUGGCGCCCGCUCGCUUCCCCGUCGGGCCAUGUAACUGAUUCUGUCGCCAUGGAGCCUCCCGACACGAGGGUCCUCCUUUUCCCUUCGGAGGAGACACAAGAUCCUCCCCUGCCAAAUGAAGUUUUAACCUCUGUGGUGCCAAAUCUAACCCCAAGACAUCAAGACCUCAUUCCUACCCCAUGUGGCCCUAUCAAACCUUGGUCGGAGCUGUCCUCUCCGGUCAAGAUCUAUUUCUGCGUCACCAUCCUCUCCCUGUUGAGUGUCAUCGGAUUAACCAUAGAGAACCUCGUUCAGCAGAAGGACGAAGACUUCACUGUCUCUCUCAUUCAGCUGAUUGGCGUUGUCUUCUGCAUCUACUACGUCAGCCGGGGCAUCUUGCAAGAGAACCGCCAGGAGCUCAUCGUCUUCGUCCUCUCCGUCGCGCUGGUCAUGCUGCGCUCAGUCAUCAACUUCAGCGUCCUGCCUGCCGAGCAGAAGCCCAAACUGCUCGCCCGCUUUGUCCUGAUCCUUUUAGUCGGUGCCUUUGACGUGAUCUGCGCCGUGGUCCUCAUUCAGACCGAAAGCAUGAUGGCCUUCCGGGUGGGCGGGGCCUUGGAGAGCCUCCAGGCCCAAUACUUCAUGCUCAACCUCUGCUUUUCCAUGCUGACCUUUGACCUCCAGGCUCAGCUUUGCUUGUGCGUUCUGCUGCUCACCUCGAUUCGGGAGAUCUCAGUUCUGCACAGCAUCUUCCUGGCGGUUGGGAUUCUCUGGGCUGGGCUGAAAGUUGUCUGUGGCAUCAUUGCUAUCUUAAAAGAGUUAAAACCUCUAGCCUGGAUUUUUCUGAGUCAGAAUUUGCCCGAGGUUGCUUAUCUCGCCUACCUGAUCUACACGGUGAUCGAAGAGUGGGGACAAGGGAGUUCCUAUGCACUGGAAGCAGCUGUCAUCACCUGUUCCUGCAUCUCUGUGAUGAUCAAAAGUGUCCUGUUCUGGGCGUUGUUCCAUGUCUACCACAGUUUUGGGCAAGGGCUGAGAGAAAGGAUGUUUUCUUCCUAUGGAAGGAUUGACUCGUGAAGCACGAUGCCUUCUCCAGGUACGGGGCGGCACUCUUACAAAGUGAAGGUGUGCUGCGGGAGAUCAGUUCCCUUCUCCGACCCAAGAAAGUGGGGCCCCGAAAGGCAGGUCGUAGCAGGAGCAGCUUGACCACAGUUCAACAGAAGACGUUUGCACAACCCUCCACCUCCUGGGGCUUGCUGCGGGAACUCUGCUCCGUCAAGUUUGAGUCCUUUUGCCAAACAGCUCCUGCAUGCAGCAACCCCGUCAAGAUUCCUCCGGUGUGUUUGUUUGUUUACGCUAGAUACCACUUCACCCAUUACCCUGCCUUCGAAACAGCUGCCACGACGACCCCCUCCUGCCGUGGCUUGCCUCCCAAGGGUGAGUGUUGCCGACGGACCAUUCAUUUGGUGCUUUCUUCCUCGAGCGCAGUCCUGCACCUAGAUUAGCUUAGGGCACUGCAAACCUGGCGGGGAGGGCCUAGGCGACAGGGCCAGCACCGUCCGCCCUCAUUUGCCGUAUUUCACUGCCGAGAGCCUCAUCCUGGCAAACGAGGAGCUGACAGUCCUCCCAAGUUUUAUCUGUUUUAAGAUGACAGCCCCAUCCAAUGAAAUUUAUGCCUCCCACAUAAGAACCAAAGAUUAGAAAUCUAGCGGAAGGGAAAUGCAGGCAGCUUGAUGCUUUCGUGGGCUGCUUAAAAAGUUGCGCGAGGACCACAUGCAGCCUUCGGGACGCACCACCUCUAGAUGUUCUGGACUGCAGUUCCCAUCAGCACCAGGCACCGCUGGCUGGGGCUGAUGGGAGUUGUAGUCCAAAACAUCUUGUGGGCACAAGCUCAGCAAAGGCCGCUCGAAACCCAGCGCCUCUGCGGUUGCAAAGCCAUCUUGCCUGCCAUUAACCCAAAUCCAAAUGGGUGUGUUUGGUUUGAAACUGGAAGUACGGCUCAAACUGCAGAACCACCGUGACCCCUCUGGCCAGCCACAGCCCCAUCUAGCCUAUAACCUAUAGCCCUGGCAGAACAACACCCAAAUACUGAUGCUGGUGUGUGCUGAAGUUACCUGGUGGGUUCUGUGCUGCUGAAGACCUUCACGGUGGCAAGACACACUGUUUUUACUUGUCUUGGCACUCUUGGCCUCUGGUCCCAUCCCUUUGGUGGAUGGCCGAGGGCCUGUGAAACAGGAGAAGCUCAAGUUCCAUUUUUGCCCCAGGAAGAGUGGCUGAUUCAGCACCCUCAGAAUAGUUGAUGAUUUGGGGCAAAGGGAAGGCACCUUCCCCAAAGGUCACAUGGAGAAGGGCUGCCCCCCACCCCAGCCAACUCCAGAAUCUGACUCCAAGGAGUAUGUCUGUGCCUUAAAACAGGAGAGAGAUUCAGACAGGCAUGAGGAACCUGCAGCUCCCCAGACGUUGCUGCCCAGUGCCUCCCAUCCCUGACCAACAGCAUCUGGAAGGUGGCACUAAAGCUGCUGUGUGGGGAAGCUCUGGCCCGCCAGCUGUGCCAAAUUCCCGGCUCCCAUCAGACCAGCUUGCAUGUCCAGUGGGAGUUGUAGUUCAGCAAACAACCAGAGGCUUCCCCACACACCUGCGCCAAAGCAAGAGGUGAGCAGCUUGUGGCAGUUCCCCAUAUGUUCAACUACAGCUCUCAACAGCCCUGACUGUUAGCUGGGGCUAUUGAGUGUUGCGAGAACAAUGGGGGGCAGGUCCCACAGGUUUCUCCAUGUCUUUGCUAAUCCUACCCCACCCUGGAAAUGUUUGGCCUACAGAGAGCUCUCCUUCCACACAGGGCUCUCAAGAAGACUGGAGCAGCAUGGCCAGCUUGACGCUGGCCCCAGUCUUCCUGUUGGCUUAAUAGGCCCCCCUAGAGGCCCUUGUGGGCUUGUCUACCCCACUUUCCUCGGAAAGACAGCCGAUCACACAUCAGUCCUCAGUGAUGGGAGUCUGCACAGAACAAAACCUGCAGUGCUACAAGGGGAAGGCAGACCCUCCCCAAGCCCCACGGAGGCACAGGCUGUGUUUUUGCCCCUUUAGGGAAACCAUGCACCCGGAGCUGGGUGUCUUGGUGCCUGCGAGAUGCUUUGCCUUGGAAGCCUUUGUUUCAAGGACAGCCUUUGCCAACCUGGUUCCCUCUAGAUGUUCUGGCCUACAACCCCCAGCUGGGCUGGCUGGGGCUGAUAGGAGUUGUAGCCCAGAACAUUUGGAGGGCACCAAGUUGUGUGUGUGUGUGUGUGUCUGUGGGACACUUUCCUUGAAGCUGCCCACAAGCUGCUUGGACAGUGCUUCCACAUCCCACUGGCUAAAGCUUCAGCAAUUUGCUUCCGUCGGUAUUCGUGUGGCUGACUUCUUGCUAAAUCCCAAAUAAUUUCUCUGCCUCCUAACCUGAUUCCUUCCCCUCACACCCUAAAUUAUUAUUUUGGUCCUAAUUUUUCAAACUAACCAAGCCUAUGUGAGUGUCUUAACUGAUGCGCUUUUCAACAGCAGUGAGGGUGGUUUUUUUAAAUUAAGGAAAAAGAAUGUUUAAUACAGUAAUUCAAAGCUUUGUUAAUUUAUUAAGAGGUUUGUUACUGGCCUUGUAUUUUUCAAUAAAGUGUCAAUGCCACCAA